Messenger RNA from Acanthopagrus latus (yellowfin seabream), 6296 nucleotides. It is a transcript of the gene tlcd4b, whose product is annotated as TLC domain containing 4b. The coding region runs from base 1224 to 2036 and encodes 270 amino acids. Lineage: Eukaryota; Metazoa; Chordata; Actinopteri; Spariformes; Sparidae. Gene Ontology annotation, biological process: lipid homeostasis. The record is from RefSeq and is a predicted model, not a curated record. The transcript has 7 exons. Gene Ontology annotation, cellular component: endoplasmic reticulum; membrane.
UUGCAUUCUGACACGAAGAUCAAUCAUCAGAUUCAGGAGACAGACUAAAACUUGCCUGAGUGGUGUAAUCAAUCACAGAGACGAAAACAUGAUUGAUUGAUUGAUUGAUUGACCGAUUGAUUUCUUCUAUUUUUCACGUCACGUACACAAAGUGCUGAGUCCUUGUGGGUGUACAGGACACCAAAAGUAAAGUUGCAGUGGUCAAACAUUUAAGUUCUGUGCAAAAUAUUCUGCCUUCCCUCCCGAGCUUGGCGAGCAAAGUGCUGCUGUAUAAAAGGUCUCAUCUCUAAAGCACAGCUCAAGUUUUUUUAUAAUCAUCCAGCCAAUCUUGUAUACAGGACAGCAAAACAGAACAUACAUCUCAAACUUCAUUUGUCAGAGCACACACAGAGACACUGUCUGCCUGAAGUGGCAUUAAGCCUGCUGGUACAAGAUUAUUCGUCACAUAAAUUCCCCACUGCAUCUACUUUUACUGAGACAAUAAGCUUGGGAUAUUAUCAACAGACAACACAAUCUCCCGAAUAUCCCGUGGUGCUUUACAACGUACGGUUAUGUGCUGAUGCAGUUCCAGAGCAGAUUUCAAAAAGUGUGCUGACACAUAAGGAUGAUGUGACUUUAAAUGCCGUGGCUGCUCCUUGCUAGGCUGAGGAGUCAAGAUUUUUCACACGGCAAUGAAUGGAAGCCAUCGGAUGGCUGGUAUUCAGAGUCAAUUAAAAUGUCUGCAGCACACUGAUUUCAUAGUGAAGUGUCUGCAACACCUCCUUCCUUCCUUCCUUAUCAUUAAUAAUACUGUAAUGUGGCCUUUGUUCCUCGUGGGUGUAGCCUCUGCCGCGGGGGCGUGUGCACCGGGGGGUGGGUACGUGCCGACGUCACCGGUUGGUCAUUUCUGUCAACGCCAAAAUAAAACGAGUAAAAAACUUUUCUCUCGGAUUCAUAACUCGAAACACAUGGCAGCGGGGAAACAAAGCCGCGACAAAAGCCAUUUUUCUCCGGGCUGUGAUGGUUGUCGGGACGCGGCAUUGUUCGCGUAGCAGAGGAGGCUCUUGGUUUUUUUUUUGUCCCCUUCCUUUCUUCCCUGGGGUCGCACAGCGAGAGCCAGCGGGCUUGUUUCACUUUAGCCGACUUGCUAGCUAACGUCAAGUUACAAGAAAGUGGAGAAGACGGCGGCUAAACGGGAGCUUUAUCCGCCUACACAGACCUAUGCGACGGACAGCAGGUGAGUGAUGGAGACGAGAGAGUUGACCGUGGUAGCUGGCAGCUUCGUGGGUUUCCAGCUUCUCUUCUCGGUGGCCAGCCCGCGGCUCUCCUCUGUCAUCACACCAGGUUAUGGACGACUGCCUUCCAGCAAGCUCACAGAGUGGAACUCCAGAUUGGUGUCAACUGUGCACGCCCUGAUUGUGGGGCUUUUCUGUCUGUACAUCUUGUGGUUCGAUGAUGCGGUCAACGCCAACCCUGUCUGGGGUGACCCCAGUCUCGUCAAACUAAAUGUAGCCAUAACCUGUGGUUACCUCGUUUAUGACCUUGUGCUGCUUGCAUGCAACUGGAGCACUAUGGGGGACAGCUUUUUUGUCUGUCACCACUUGGCGGCGCUCUAUGCAUAUGGUUAUGUGCUGACACGAGGAGUGCUUCCCUACUUUGCCAACUUUCGCCUCAUUUCAGAGUUGUCCACACCAUUUGUGAACCAAAGGUGGUUCUAUGAGGCAUUAAAGUACCCCCGCUCACACCGACUGGUGGUGUUAAAUGGUGUCGCCAUGUCCGUGGUGUUCUUCCUGGUGCGCAUUGCUGUCAUGCCAUCAUACUGGGCCAGUGUAUUCGCCACCUUCGGCACUCAAGACUUUGAGCGGCUAGGCUUGGGAGCCCAGGUGGCCUGGAUAACCUCGUGCAUCGCCCUGGAUAUAUUAAACACUAUCUGGAUGUAUAAGAUUACCCGCGGCUGCUACAAGGUCCUGACAGGGGGAGGAGGACGUAAGGUCAAAGGAGGAUCAGAGGCUUCGUCUUCUUCAGAUGGGAAGCAUGUCAACAACCACACAGACUGAAGAGAUGUAGAGCAAAGGAUGUGUAGACACAGACAUGAGCAGGGAGGGAGGCUGGACAUCCAGGAACCUCACAGCCUCUCUCUUUUGCUAUAGCCUCAGCAUCCCUCACAACCCUAGCAUCGUAUCCCCCAAUCCUAGCCCUCGCUCUCCUUGUCGGCUAGUGGAUCGGGCUAAGAGUCCUCAGGUUCUGUUCCUGACAUAGGGCAAGGACACUGCUCUUUGACUCACUCAAGCACCAGCCUCUGCAGCCUCAGUGUUUUCACUGACGGAUAAGUGUCCUGCUGGGUGAUAGCUUUCGGUCACAGACGACAAGGUAGAGCUCACAAGCACACUUUAAACCCUGUUUGUCACUCGUCCUUACCACCAUCCCCUCAGUCUCCUCUCAUGCUCGACUUCAGCCAAAGCCCAAUCCUCUGAAGUGCCUGUUAAACACAGGAAAGCAAUAAUUGUGAAGGACUAAGAUCUCAAAGUCUAACAGAGCUUAGCCUCUUCAGAAGACAACCAUCUCUGGCUUGCUAUUGCUCCUGAACAACCGGAGGCUUCUUCUGUUGUUCAUACUCCGUCCACACUCAAGGAGACGUGGCCCACAAAGUGACAAACUCUCCCAUUAGACCCAUACAGUGUUUGUGAAAUCUAUAGGGCUCUUGUCUUUACUCAUCAGACCUCACAAAAAGAGACAGUAAAACACCAUAAUGCCUCUUCUACAGUAUCACCUGCUGUGGCCUCCUUGUAACAAGUGGCGCCUGCCUGUAUCACCAGCCAUGCCCCUCCAACCUCCUUACAAUUCGGAUAAUAUGUCAAAAACUAGGAGUAUGCAUGCAGGAGAGAUGAGAGGGAUACUCUCUCCAACACCCUUAGCUCCUCGCAGGACGAUUUUGCCUUUUCAGUAUUCAUGGUGUUGGCAUCACUGUGCUGUUCUUGAUUCUUUGAUUUUAUACAGCUGAAGUCGUAAGCAGUUGCAGUAACAUGUCUAAUUCAUAUUACAUCCAUUGCAACCCUCUGCCUCACUGGAUACUCCACCAUCCAGCUUGAACGUUUGGUUUUGUUCUACCUCUCCCCCUGCCUUACAAAGACUUGGUUAAUCCAGUAAUCAUCAGACGAUAGACAUUUUUGUUUUACUUUGUAAUGUAAAGAGUGAUUUUAGCCUUCAAGACAUUAUCUGUUGUGAUUCAGAGGGACUUCCUUGUCCCUCUCUCUCUCUCUCUCUCUCUCUCUGUCUCCCUCUAUCCGUCUCCAGAGCUCAUCCCAGCCAAUGCAGUGAAACCAAGCAGCAUCACAGUCCUCACCAAACUGUGUCCAGUCAGUGUAUUUUUCCUGUUAAACUACCCUGGAAGUGUUUAUAUUUCCAUUUCGCUCCUUUUUGUUCUCAGUGACUCUGAGAACCUAACUGAGGAAUGGAGUAGAGAAAGUUCACAUAUGCAGAGCAUAGUGUGCGAACCAUACACUGUAUUUGGUGCCCUUCUAAAACACUGACACGGUGCUCUUCCUUUUGCAAAACUGUCAGCAUAGGAAUGCUUGCAAUACAACGUUUUUCUAGUAUCUAAUGAAUUUUGAUUUACCAAUCUGUCAGAAGCAAUUUGGCAAUCUGCAUGUGAAUUUGUUUGCUGUAUAAACUGUAUCAUCACUAUAGAGCAUGGUAAGACUGACAUAUUUCUGUGAUGCCUUAGUGAAUAGUCAAGAUAGAUGAGUAACAUCUAAUUAUUGCAUUAAUCAAAUGCUUACAGGGGGUUUGUCUUCCAAACAGUUAAUGUUUUUGCCUCUGAUACUGAAUGCAUGUAUUUUUGAUUCCUUUCUCCUCUCCCUGCAUGCCUGUACAGUAUAUACACAUACAGUAGCUAUGCAGGUACCUUCUGCACACUGUAUGGCUAACUCACUAAACAUUGCCACAUCCUGUGUAUGCCAGUGGGCGUCGCUCAGUUUUACAGAUUCAUUAAUUGUUCUUGCUGUACAUAAUGACUACAUAGCUGAUAUCUUGACAGACAGAGAUACAAGAGGAUGUCUUGAAUCUGGUCACACAACUGGAAUGGAGGACAAGGUGGCCUGUUUACUCCUGUUUUCCUUUUUGCUUAAUAGAGUACUCCACCGAUUCAUCGUUACGCUCCUGUGGACUCACAGUAGAUAACCGAUGCAGUAGAAAGCAGGCUUCCAUCCAAACGUAGGGCAGAUUUUAACCACAUUUUCAGAAAUGCAAAUUAAUUCACAUUUCCAUCCACUGCUAUUUUGCAAAUAUCAGGGGUGUUGACAUCUAGAGACACAUCUCUUUUGUGAUGCUUUGAGGUUCGUUUUGUCUGUGUUUCGGUGUUUUUAGUAAGGUUUUUUGAUGCGCAAAUUGAAAAUGCACACAAAAACAGGUGUGUGUGUGUGUGUUUUUUUUGUUUUUUUUUUCCAUUUCAUGCAUUCUUUUCCCCUUUCAAUCCUGGUGUCCAAAUUACCCACAAUGCAACUCAAACACAGAGUUCGGUUGACUCCAGUGACAUAUUUUUAAAAGAUUUGCAUAAUACGUCUACCGUAGAGAGAUUUGAUGACUAAAAUCGGUGGAGUUGCCCUUUCAGUUUUUGUAUCCCCAUUUGGAUAGAUCAUUAGAACAGUCUGAGAAUGUGUGGUGGUGUUUUCACUGUGGAACUAUAAAGCACACUCCCCGUGGAGCAAUAACUCAGCGACCUCCUGUAUUUCUGUCUGUCACCACAGAGGAGGGGCUACAGUAUCUUGUGCCUUUUACACGAACAGUGGAUGUGAUGCAGCCAGAUUUGGAUUAGCAUGACCUUUCUAAUGUAAUAUCCAGUGAUUAUCUCCUCUGUAUUCUGUAUGUAUACUUGUCUGUAUAUAUUUUUGUAAUCUGCCUGCACAAUGAUUAAUCCGGCCAAGUAUUAUAAUCCAAAGCUGAUCCCUCUCGGGGAGCCUGUUUUGUGCUGAUUUUUUUUUGUGUGCUCUCCUGAAUGCAGGGGUACGUCUCUAUGAAUGUUGUGAUGGGUUAUUUAGUGGCAUUAAGAUGAGCUCACAGUGUCCAAGGUGAUGAGAAUGGAAAGCAAACUAUAUUUUUUUUUUUUUUAUCGAAGCUCUUUAAGACAUACAGGUAGUUGACAGGAAGGCUAACAUCUCAUUUCUCCCGCCUUCUAAACUCGAAGCUGUGAAUACUUGUGGAAUAAAACUGUAACAUGGUUCAGUCAUGACACUAUGAUGAUUAGACCACAGUGUGGGAGAUGUCCUGAGACUGGCUCAGCUGCAAUGCUAACACACUUCUUGUAGCAGCAAUCUUUUCGUUUAAAUUUAGACUGGGAAGACUCUCUGAUGUAGGUCUUGUGCACAAAGUAAAACCUACAUUUGUAAGAAUAACAGAAUGUUGCCUGGUUGUCUGGACAGUUUUUUUGUAUUCGUCAGGGUUUUCUACAGAUUAUAUUUCAAGAUCUGAUGUCCGUGCUGUAUCUCACACCCUGGGGCUGUUUGAAAAUCCACAGAAUGAACUAAUGAUUGAUGGAUAUGAUAAGGCUGCUAUUGUAAGGCUAUGAUCUGUGUUGUAUCAGGUUAGAAUAACCACAUUGCCUUUGUUUCUUUGGAGAGGCCAACAUUCAUUAUAUGAUGAAUAUAUUUGAAUAUUAAAGCAUUAAGGUGUAUACAAAUCUGUAUAUACACGAUCUGUGAUCACAUCCUGGAACCAGAUGCACAGUGUACUAAUUAGACCUCUGGUUUGGUCGUAUUUUGUGUUUGAUUUGGAUGACCGUUGCAUUAUAACAAAACUGCAUUAGAAUCUGGUACUUCAACAGUGUCCUCCCAAGGUUACAUGUGGUACUCGUAUCCCCCCUCCAGUUUUUGUUCCUCUGAAAUACUUGAUUUCAAGUUAAAUCCUAAAUGUACUAUGAAAUGGAAUGGACAGAGUUUCAGUGUCACAUGGAUGACAUUUAUGUUUAAGAAUGACUGGAAAAAAUGUUGACAAACUGAUAAUCAAACGAGUUCCCUCUUCCUUUUUCUUCUUUCGAACUUUUUGCCGGAGUGGCGGAUGUUCCCUCCCUUGUCUGUUUCUUUUUUGUCUUUUAAUGCAAUGCAAUUUCUUGAUUAGAUCUGUCUGUGUUUUCUGGAGAUUUUAAUGUGAAUCAGCCUACACUACACAUAGGCCUUAGGGUCCUUGUCUGAGCAUUACCUUGUGACUUGGAUUGUUAUUGUCUAAAAUGACCACUACUAAUGAUCAUGUAACUGUAGUGCUGAAAGCUGAGACUUACUUGAAAGUGUUGCUCUUCAAUAAAGUUGAAGACAAGAGAAACUGGU